This is a messenger RNA of Aspergillus welwitschiae, 1949 nucleotides long. RefSeq lists its product as uncharacterized. Gene Ontology annotation, molecular function: glycosyltransferase activity. Gene Ontology annotation, cellular component: Golgi membrane. Gene Ontology annotation, biological process: GPI anchor biosynthetic process. The coding region runs from base 385 to 1698 and encodes 437 amino acids. The record is from RefSeq and is a predicted model, not a curated record. The transcript has 2 exons. Lineage: Eukaryota; Fungi; Ascomycota; Eurotiomycetes; Eurotiales; Aspergillaceae.
GUGCUAGGCGCUUAUGUGCUGGGUGGACAAGAGCCCUGUGAUUACUAGUUGGAGGGGUUGGACCCUUCUUGCCCCGUACACUUGAGUUCGUAGGUCAGCUGUAGGGGUCUGUAGAUAAUUGUGGGUACUGGUAGUCUUCUCAGCCUUGUUGGCCGUAACUUGGUCCCUUAGGGUACGGAGUACAUCAUUCAAACAUUACUACGCUAAUUCGCACGAGGAUAUUGUCUACUACUAAAUGCUGCUACCUGCGCUGUCUGCCUUAAUGUAUUAUAGCUGCCUUUUGAUUACUCUAGCAAAUGCAACUGCCAGCGUUCCAAUAUUAUAGCCUCGUUCCGAGCUCCUCUCCCCCUUCCCCCCUCCUCCCCUAAUUACCACCACCAGACAAUGCUCCCUAUCCCUCCGACAAGAGUCGCCAAACAAUUCUUCACACAUCUCCCGUAUUAUCUCCAACUACGCGCAUCGAAGAUCCUCAUUUCUAGCUUGUUCGUCUGGCUUUUAAUAUUCUACUAUUGCCGAGUCACCCUCUGGCAUGAUCCACAUUCUGCCUAUUUCCAAGAUCGCCAUGUCUACGAGCUGGAUUACAGUCUCCACCGCGAACGUGAGGCCUGGCAUUUUAUCUCACAGCAUAAUUCGGGCAUAGAUCCACCAGAUUAUGUGAAGAGUGGAAGCACACCAUCUGUUUGUAUAGCCAUGGUCACUGUUCGACGAGACUCGGACCACUAUUUUGAGGCAUCUGUUGGCUCGCUGUUGGAGAGCCUGGAUGAAAGGGAGCGGCAAGCGUUGUAUCUUAGUAUUCUUUUUACAGAUACAGAUCCGAGAGUACAUCCCAGUUGGGAUCAGAAAUGGGUGGGCAGGCUCGUGGACUCAGCGGAUACUUAUAAUGUGACAGAAGGACAACUUCAGCAUUUGCAGGAUCUGGAGAAAGCAAAGAAUUUCUAUGAGAAAGGAGUCUUCGAUUAUAUAUACGCCCUACGAGCCUGUCAGGAAGUAAACGCCCCCUACACCAUCAUUUUCGAAGACGAUAUCAUCCUUGCCACAGGGUGGUUCUCGAAGACUCUGAAGGCGCUCUCCGAUAUUUCACAACGGAAUCAACAGCCAAGGAAUCCCUGGAUCUACCUCCGUCUCUUCUACACCGAGACCUCAUUGGGCUGGAGCGAUUCCGACAUGGCAUACAGAAACAUGCCCUUGAUAUUUGGCCUUCUCAUGCUGUCUACAUUCUCAUCCUUAUCAAUGCUUCGGCACACUCGGUUCCAAUGGCUGCACCUUGACACCCUGAGCAUCGUGGUUAUCUCUAUGAUAUGCGUUCCAGCCUUCACCGCACUCGUAUACAUGGCCGGAAAAUACAACGUAAUGCCGCUCCAUGGUGUUGUCGAGAUGAACCAGUAUGGAUGUUGCACCCAGGGCUUGGUGUUUCCGAGGGAAAAUGUGGACGGUCUGAUUGAGUUCUUGAGCGCAAGAGGACAUGGUCAGACGGACUCUAUGAUAGAGGAAUACGCUGAUCAGAACCAGUUGACUCGAUAUGCUCUGGCACCGCCCCAGCUGCAGCAUGUGGGGUUGAAGUCGAGCCGGAACAAUCUUGACAUCAAUACUCAGAGUACGUGGGCAUUUUGGUUCGAGACCAAUGAUCCGGCCAAAUUGAGAAGAGAACACGCUACGCUUCUGGAAGAUUAUGAUGUGGAGAGGAUGCUGAACGUAUAGACUUAUCAAAAUAUAAUUCCCGAUCUGAAAAGAGUUAAAGGCGAAUUGUUAAUUCCACCAGAUCACUGGAAAGCGAUGGAAGUGCCUAUGAUUGGGAUAAUUUCGCCCGAUGCCCAAGUUUAGAAUAGACAUCAAUGUAUAAUGUGGUCUAUUUAGAUUGUAUAUAGUAGAUUUAGAGUUGGUAUACCGACACACAGGCAAUGGCAAUUCUCGGGUUGAUGUAACCGUCCACAUGAAUUGUUAGGCCCGAG